Molecule: messenger RNA, 1036 nt
Organism: Trichobilharzia szidati
Lineage: Eukaryota; Metazoa; Platyhelminthes; Trematoda; Strigeidida; Schistosomatidae
Source: the annotation of a GenBank genome assembly
GAUAGGACUCAGCGGUCCAAAUGAAUUCGCUCUAUGACCUUGGGGGCGCUUUCGCACAUUCCCAAGUGACUUCUGAAUGGAUGAUUUCUUAUGUUUUGAUGAAAGCCUGUUUGAACGUGAAGCCAGUGAUGAACGUCCCCGCUGUCCUGCAUUUCUUCCUAACAUUGUUGGUGAUUUGAAAUUUUUACAUGAAAGUGAUGAAGAGUCUUUGAAAGCUGCAUCAGAUUGGUUUUAUUUAUCAAAAGAAUAUGAUCGUUGUUCAGAUUGUUUACUCAAAUUAUGGGAUAGAUAGUGGUCAUGCCUCUGAUGGCUAUCCAAAAAGAAUUAUUACUGAAGCUAUUGUACGAUGCUUUUUAAAGUUGAACAGGAAACAAGACUUGCCAUUUUUUCUUAAACAGCAUUGCCAGUUAUCAAUCACUCAAGAAGAUUAUAUUGGACAUUUAAUGAUUCGGCUUAUGCCCCAGGCGUAUGAGUCGAAACAAGAUCGACUUGAAUUAUUACAACGUCUUCUGUUGGCAGUUCCACCAUCUUUUGUCGACAGUGAUUCUUCUCUUGUCAAUAACACUAACAGUUCGUCGACACAAUUUCAAUUAUGGAUUGAUUUAUCAUCUUUGUGGAGUUCCAUUGAAAUUGACGAUGAUACAGUACAAAAACAAUUUUAUCCUGUUUGGUUCACUCAGAUUGCCUUACUCUAUGCUGGAAUUCUAAAUAUUCCUGCAAAAGGGAUUGGUAGUUCUGUGACAUGGACUGAUGAAUCGCUUACUCAAGAAGAAAUUAAUACAUGCCGUAAACUUGCAUUGCAUAUUUUAACCAAAUACAGUAACUCAUCGAAUAAAUCCACCUCUGUUGUAAUGAAUAACGUUGACAGUAUCAAUAUUCCUGAGGACGGUGAUAAGUAUGAAUUGCCUUUUAUGCCAAAACAGAAAUGCUGUUCAGCAGAUACUCUGGAGACUGGUGGAUCCGAUGAAGUUCGAUCUGUAUUUUUUCAUGUGUUUGUUGCACCAUUUGUAAAUAUUUAUAAAGAAUAAUCUGAAGA